UCGCGCGCGGGCGGUGUCGGCAGUGGCGGGCCGGGGUCUGCGGGCAGUGUGGGCAGCUGCGUGUGCCAUGGGGCGGCGGUCGCGGAUCCGGCGGCUCCAGCAGCAGCAGCAGCAGCAGCAGCCCGAGGGCUCAGAGGACGCCACCCAGGGCGGCGGGAGGCGCAACAAUGCGGGCUGGGAAGGGGGGUACCCCGAGAUCGUCAAGGAGAACAAGCUGUUCGAGCACUAUUACCAGGAGCUGAAGAUCGUGCCCGAGGGCGAGUGGGACCAGUUCAUGGAAGCGCUCAGGGAACCCCUCCCGGCCACUUUAAGGAUUACAGGUUACAAAAGUCAUGCAAAAGAGAUUCUCCAUUGCUUGAAGAACAAGUAUUUCAAGGAAUUGGAGGACCUGGAGGUGGAUGGUCAGAAAGUUGAAGUUCCUCAGCCACUAAGUUGGUAUCCUGAAGAACUUGCCUGGCACACAAAUUUAAGUCGGAAAAUCUUGAGAAAGUCUCCGCAAUUGGAAAAGUUUCACCAUUUUCUGGUUAGCGAAACUGAAUCUGGAAAUAUCAGCCGUCAAGAGGCCGUCAGCAUGAUCCCACCACUGUUGCUCAGUGUUCAGCCUCAUCACAAGAUUUUAGAUAUGUGUGCAGCCCCUGGAUCAAAGACCACACAAUUAAUUGAAAUGCUACAUGCGGACAUGAAUGUCCCUUUUCCAGAGGGGUUUGUCAUCGCGAAUGAUGUGGACAACAAGCGCUGCUACCUGCUGGUGCACCAGGCCAAGAGGCUCAGCAGCCCCUGCAUCAUGGUGGUGAACCACGAUGCCGCCAGCAUCCCCAGGCUGCAGAUCGACGUGGGUGGGAGGAAAGAGGUUCUCUUCUACGAUCGCAUUUUGUGUGAUGUCCCCUGCAGUGGAGAUGGCACUAUGAGAAAGAACAUCGAUGUUUGGAAAAAGUGGACUACCUUGAAUAGCUUGCAGCUACAUGGCUUACAGCUCCGGAUUGCGACACGAGGCGCUGAGCAGCUGGCAGAAGGUGGUAGAAUGGUGUAUUCUACGUGCUCGCUGAACCCCAUCGAGGACGAAGCCGUCAUAGCGUCUUUGCUGGAGAAAAGCGAAGGUGCUUUGGAGCUUGCUGAUGUUUCCUCUGAAUUGCCAGGAUUAAAGUGGAUGCCUGGAAUCAUGGAGUGGAAGGUGAUGACAAAAGAUGGGCAGUGGUUUGCCAGUUGGGACGACGUUCCUCAGAGCAGACACACCCAGAUUCGACCCACCAUGUUCCCGCCAAAAGACCCGGCAAAGUUACAGGCGAUGAACCUGGCGCGGUGUCUUCGAAUAUUACCACAUCAUCAAAAUACUGGAGGGUUCUUUGUGGCAGUAUUAGUGAAAAAAUCUUCCAUGCCAUGGAAUAAACGUCAGCCAAAGUGCAAGUCUUCAGAGACAAGAGAAACCAUAAAAUCCAGCCCUGUAGAUCCCAUGGAAGGGAAAGCUGUGGAAAGUAAACCGGUUACUGAAAUUGGUGACACAGAAGUACUUGAAACAACUGAGAGUUUAGAGAGUGAUGGAAAUAAGAAAGACGGCGUGUGCGGUCCUCCUCCAUCAAAGAAAAUGAGGUUGUUUGGAUUUAAAGAAGAUCCAUUUGUGUUCAUUCCUGAAGAUGACCCAUUGUUCCCACCUAUCCAGAAAUUUUAUGCUUUGGAUCCUUCAUUCCCAAAGAUGAAUUUGUUAACUCGAACCACAGAAGGGAAGAAAAGGCAGCUCUACAUGGUUUCUAAGGAGCUGAGGAAUGUGCUGCUGAAUAAUAGUGAGCGGAUGAAGGUUAUUAACACGGGGAUAAAAGUCUGGUGUCGAAAUAACAGUGGUGAAGAGUUUGACUGUGCUUUCCGGUUGGCCCAGGAGGGAAUAUACACCUUGUAUCCGUUCAUUAAUUCAAGAAUUAUUACUGUAUCGAUGGAAGAUGUUAAAAUACUACUAACACAGGAAAAUCCAUUUUUUAGAAAACUUAGUAGUGAGACGUACAAUCAAGCCAAGGACCUGGGGAAGGGCAGCAUCGUGCUCAAGUACGAACCGGACUCUGGGAAACCAGACACCCUUCAGUGUCCCAUUGUGUUAUGCGGAUGGCGGGGAAAGGCCUCAAUUCGUGCUUUUGUGCCCAAGAAUGAGCGGUUUCAUUAUCUCAGGAUGAUGGGGUUGGAGGUGUUGGACGAGAAGAAGAAAGAAGGGAUUAUUCUGACAGACGAGAAGAGUGCAGCCGGCUCCAAGCAGCCGGGGGACGAGGCGAGCGGGGAGCGGACAGAAGGGGCCGGUGGACCGGCGGGGCCUGUCCUGCCCGCUGAGGACGGGCACAGCCUGGCGCAGCCUCACUCUUGAGAAACGCCUUCCAGGCUGGUGGCUCCAGAACCAAGCCAGGACUUCUGGCCUGUCAAGUAGACAUUUUUAAAGACGGAAAACGGAUGGAGCGGCGUGAGCAGUCUUGAAUGGACUCAGGCUGCUUUUUUAUGGAGCUCAUGAAAUUCAACUAUUUUUUUAGCUUCUUCAGAGUUCAUUUUACCUUGUUUUUUGGCAAAACUGGGUUUGGUGUGUCUGCUGCUGGUAAUCGUCGGCUUUUACAGUAAAGUCUUCUAUCAAGAAACACAAUGAAAUUGUGCCUACAGAAAUUGUCAGGUCCCCUCUGUUAUGCCGGUAAUGGUCUUAGUUAUUUUUUUAAAUUAUUAUUUAUAGAAAGAAUCUCCAUCUGCAUACGGACCAUGGAAGAUUGUUGAAGCUUUACCAGUUGGAUGGCUUUGCUCAGUAGCCAGGCGACAGGGAUCUGCAGGAGGUUUAUCAUCGGAGUCCCCAGGGACUUCUGUGCCUUUUGUAAUAAAGGAUAAAGUAAACUUCCUCCAGGUGAACGCUGUGUUGUGAACUGUGAUGCCGACUAGGAGGGGUUUUUAUGUGUGCUUUGCAAUUUUUAUUUUUAAGAUGGGGUUUGGAAUCCUUGGAUAGUUAAAUAAAGAGUUAAUGGGUAUAU
Molecule: messenger RNA, 2984 nt
Organism: Choloepus didactylus (southern two-toed sloth)
Lineage: Eukaryota; Metazoa; Chordata; Mammalia; Pilosa; Megalonychidae
Gene: NSUN2
Product: NOP2/Sun RNA methyltransferase 2
Exons: 19
Coding region: 68-2344 (758 amino acids)
Biological process (GO): tRNA methylation
Cellular component (GO): nucleus; cytoplasm
Molecular function (GO): tRNA (cytidine-N5)-methyltransferase activity; tRNA binding
Source: RefSeq, a predicted model, not a curated record